AUGCCACACGCCACCGCGGUUACCGGCCAGGGCCAUCUCGCCUCUCUGGCCGCCGCACGCAAGCUGGAUGCAGCAGCCGCCGGCGAGGCAAUUGCACGCCUGCCACCGCUACAGCUGCUACAGCCUUCCAAGGUGCUAGCAGAGCAGGUGGUGGCUGUACGGCGGGAUCGGCAGCAGGGCGGCAGCAAGGCGCUGCGGGCGGUGCAAGCGGCCAGCGGCAACCUCAGCGAGCGCGAUAUCGAGAUGCUGCGCCACAGCUACACACUCAUGGCAGCAGGUGACGGUCCAGAGGUGGGUCUGCUGCCUCACCAGCUCCGCGAGCUGGUGGUGAUGGCGGGACUGGAUCCAGCCGCACCCUCCACGAGGAGCCUGGUGGAGGAGCUCAUGCGGCGCAGAACGGCGAACACGGGCCGUAUCACCUUCGACUCCUUUAUGCUGGUCGUCGCACAUUUCCAAGACGAGGCGGUGGCAGCGGAGGCGGCAGCAGCCGUCGAGACCGCAGCGGCGCAGGCCGCCGCCACCCUCUCCGCAACCGCCGGCACACGCGGCAUCGCCGGGACUGGCAUGGCGCACAUGCUGGCGGGUACGGCAGCCGCGGCGGCAGAGGCUGCUGCCGCCGAGGCGGCGGAGGCGGAGGCCGCCAGGCUGGCGGCCGUGGCGGAGGCUGACGAGGAGGGCGAAGGCGCAGAUGAGGUGGUGUACGACGGUGACGGCGGCGAGGACGUGGCGGAGGCGCGGGCCGCUGCCUCGGCGGUGGCGUCGCAGCCGCCGGCGCCUAAUGACGGGCAUGAGGAGGAGCAGUUCCUGCCUGAGGAAGGGGGCAAUAAUCACGCCGUGCAUGCGGUGAUGUACCCAGCAGAGGAGCGCCAACUGGGAGAAGUGCUGAUGGGUCUUAUUGAGACAUUUGGCUCGUGGGCCGUGCUGGGUCCUGAUUAG
Messenger RNA from Volvox carteri f. nagariensis, 936 nucleotides. RefSeq lists its product as uncharacterized. NCBI's taxonomy places the organism in Eukaryota, Viridiplantae, Chlorophyta, Chlorophyceae, Chlamydomonadales, Volvocaceae. Bases 1 to 936 code for a protein of 311 amino acids. The record is from RefSeq and is a predicted model, not a curated record. The transcript is spliced from 4 exons.